CAAUACUUUGAUUAAUCGAAAAGCAAACCCUUUGGUUUUGUGCAAGUUGCGACUUGUUUGAAUUUGGUGGAUCCCAAGCUUGUGAGCUUUGUAUCGAUUGAAUAUUCUGUUCAAUCAUGGUCGAGCAGCUACCCUUUUAUACCAUACGAGCUUUCCCCAGGUGUGGAAUUGUCUGUUGGUUCCGCUUUAUCCCAAUUUCGUAUUAAGAACGCAUUGUUCUUGAUUCGAGUUCAAUCAAUCUUCGGAUUGAUUGAUUGUUGCGUGACUUUGGUAAAAAUACACCCCCCCCCCUCAGGGUCGUAUUACUUCAUCCCUCCUCCUUUCUUCUCCUACCUUUCACUUUUCUUACCCUAACCAAAGACGAUGGCUACUGGAUCUGGUGAUGACACAACCAAAUCUGGAUCUGGUUUAGAGAACUCCGGGAAAUCAACCAUGGCGAACUUUCCCCAGUAUGAAGACCCAUACCUAAAUCCCUACUACUUACCACCACAAGAUGGCACUUUGCCAACAAUCAUUUCCAUCAAAUUGGGCGAUGGAAACUACCACACUUGGAGUCAAGUCAUGUUGGUUUCCCUCGCUACUAUGAACAAAAUCUCGUUCAUAGAUGAAAAAAUUCCAGUUCCUCGGGUAACAGAUCCCAUUGACCAAUCCUAGCAUCGAUGCAAUGGAACUAUUCGCUGUUGGAUCUAUAAUUCUUUAGCAGAAGACAUAGCAAAUAGUGUGAUGAGGUUAGAGAAUGCUAAGGAUGUAUGGGAUAACCUGAAGAAUCACUUUAGCCAGAAAGAUAAUAUGAGGGUUUAUGAUCUUAAUGAGCUACUAGGUAAAUGUGUUCAGGGUGAGAAAUCAGUCACUCAAUACUUUCUGAUAUCACUGUGUUGUGGGAAGAGUAUAAAAGAUAUAGUCCCAUACCUAGUUGUGCCUGUAAUGGUCCUUAUGAAGUGCUGAAGAGAUAUCACGAUAAUGACUUCAUUAUCAAGUUUAUGCAAGGGCUUAAUGACUCAUAUCAGUCUGCGAAAACCCAAGUGCUCAUGAACCCUGUUCUGCCUAGCAUUGAUGUUGUCUUCAAGCAGAUUCUUCAGCUUGAGAGGUAGAUGAAAUGUGUCGACAAGAGCAGGGGAGUUGACACAGUGGCACUUGCAGCAGCAUCAAACCACAACAAUCAGGGUUCUCAACACCCACAAACCAGUGAUAGAGAUUUUAAAAAUGGAAAGAAGUUUUGCAGAUGUUACAAAAAGGACUACCAUACAGUGUUUGAAUGUCUUAAGUUGAAAAACAAGAAAGUAAGAGAAGUUGGAGGAGGAAGCUUUGCUGGUUCAGUUGAAACAGGAAAUGAACCAGAAGGUACACAUGGAGUCCUAGCUGCUUCUGCUUCAUUGAAAAGAAGCUCAGAUUUGCAAGCUAAGGAUGAUGGAUUGGCAAGCUUGAAGUUGAGCAAUGAACAUCUGGAAAAGCUUAGGAUGCUUCUGUUGGGAUCUCCAUCACCAUCACCUUCUCCACCAACAUCUCCAUCAACCAGACACUCUGCCAAUGAUGUUGUGACUCGGUAUCAGCCAGUUCACCUUCCUUCCAACUCAUGUACUAUAGUCUUGUCUACGCUGUUAGCCAAUACUGCAGAACCACUUUGGGUACUUGAUACUAGGGCAACAGAUCACAGUCUUUCAUUUGAAGUACUUUUUGAAAUAUAAACCCUUGGAAGGGAUUUAUGUCAACUUACCAAAUGGAAAUAGAAUCCAGGCCACACACAUGAGUUGUCAAACUUCCCUGUUACUUAUUUCUUUCCUAAGUCCUGUAUGUACCAAGUUUUUCUUACAAUUUGGUUUCAGUAAGCAAACUUACCAAAACAAACUUUGUCUCACUCUUGUUCAAAUCAUCUUUCUGUGUUAUAGAGGAACUUAUUACACAGAGGAGGAUUGGUUUAGCUUAGUUGGAUAAAGGUUUAUACCUAUUCAAUCACAAGCAGGACACUACCAGUUCCCUACCUAAGUGCUUUGACACAACACACAUCAACUUUCAGCCUCAGAAUUUUGAUCUUUGGCUUGCCAGACUUGGUCAUCCUUACAUAGCUAGAGUAGAAGCUAUACACAAACAGUUUUCAAAUGUCAUUCCCUCACAUAUAUUUCAUUGUAAUGUUUGUCACUUGGCACAACAGAAAAGAUUGCCUUUUCAUUCCAGUUCUUUUGUCAAUCCUACUUUGUUUGGUCUGUUACAUGUGGAUAUUUGGGGACCUUUGAGUACUCAAUCUUACAAUGGCUUUAACUAUUUCUUGAUAAUCAUAGAUGAUUGUAGUAGAUGUGUGUGGACCUAUCUAAUGAAAACUAAGGAUGAAA
Molecule: messenger RNA, 2327 nt
Organism: Linum trigynum
Lineage: Eukaryota; Viridiplantae; Streptophyta; Magnoliopsida; Malpighiales; Linaceae
Source: the annotation of a GenBank genome assembly